UGACUGUAGCUGACUGCACUUGACAAAAUGAGGCCCGUGACAAAACUACAGAAGAUAGCAGUUCUGCUCCUCUUUGUGAUUUUUGCCGUCACUUUCCUGUUGCACUAUGGAGGCCCUUUCAACUGGAACAUCGCCUUCUUCUUGCUUGGGUGUCCGAUGCCUGGUUUGACAACUAAGCACACUAACGUUGUCUUCCUCAAGACCCACAAAACGGCUAGCUCCACCAUGCAGAGCCUUCUGUUUAGAUUUGUGGAGCGCCACAACCUGACAAUGGCAUUUCCGAAGCGGAGUUGUGGUCUACAGUUUUGCUACUCAAGUUUCUUCUCCCCUGACUUUGUCCAUCCAGAUACACUGCCGGCCAACAUGAUCACCAGUCACAUGCGCUUCAGGAAGACUGCUCUGCAAAAAGUCAUGCCGGAGGAUUCAAAAUACAUCACAAUCCUUAGAGAACCAGCUUCCAUGUUUGAGUCCCUGUUCUCGUAUUACAGUUCCUAUGUUCAGAGUUUUAAGGAAGUCCCAGAUGGCUCCCUGAAGACCUUCUUGGACGAUCCCUUACGAUACUAUGGGCCAAACAAAGGAUACUCUAGCUAUGCACACAACACUUUGACUUUUGACUUGGGUGGAGAAAACGAUCGACCAGCUGCAGAUGUAGCUUAUGCCCAUGACUUUGUUAAAGAGGUUGAAAAAGUGUUCUCCUUAGUGAUGAUCUCUGAGUACUUUGAUGAGUCUCUAGUUCUUCUCCGACAUCUUCUUUCUUGGGAUUUGGAAGACAUUGUGUAUCUCAAGAUAAAUGCUCGGACAGAAAGUUCCAAGAAGAAACUCUCUCCAGAUCUCGUUGCAAAGAUCCGUUCCUGGAACUCCAUAGAUGCAUACCUUUAUGACUACUUUAAUGCCACACUGUGGGUCAAAUUGUCAGAUCUAGGUUUAGACUGUGUGGCCGAGGAAGUCAAGCUUCUCCAUCAGGCCCAAGAGAGGCUAAUGACAACCUGUUUCGGGAGGGAGAGUCCAAUGGAACGUCCAGGUUCCCAGAUUAAGGACUCGGAUCUCCGUCCAUGGCAGCCCAGUAAUAAAGUCGGCAUUGUAGGUUACGUCCUCCCGGAAAAUAUUGACCAAGAGACACGGGCGCUCUGCUUAAGAUUUAUCAUGCCCGAGGUCUCGUACACACCAAAGCUUCUUCGUUCCCAGUUACAGCGACGGCGGCAAAGUCUUCAGAACCAGACCACCGUGAAGCCUCUCUCUAGUGGCACACUGUCAGUCUAGGAGUUGGUCCAGUGCAGCUAGCUUGUUAUUGGGGAGAAUAAAGAACUGUAAAUAUGCACAAUUUCAUAGAUAGAUGUAUACUGUACUGGUCACCCCAUGGGAAAAUAAGCUUGUUAUAAAGGUGAUUGAAGAGAAAUGGUUAAGCUACAUUUCUCAUACCUGCAUUGAACUAAAACCUCCUCGAACAACAAUAUUUUACUUCCUAAAAGGAAGUCUUUUUGUCUUACCAAGAAU
Fundulus heteroclitus (mummichog) is the source of this 1494-nucleotide messenger RNA. Its product is annotated as galactose-3-O-sulfotransferase 3-like. Gene Ontology annotation, biological process: glycolipid biosynthetic process. The transcript has 4 exons. The record is from RefSeq and is a predicted model, not a curated record. NCBI's taxonomy places the organism in Eukaryota, Metazoa, Chordata, Actinopteri, Cyprinodontiformes, Fundulidae. Gene Ontology annotation, cellular component: membrane. Gene Ontology annotation, molecular function: galactosylceramide sulfotransferase activity. Bases 28 to 1260 code for a protein of 410 amino acids.